Molecule: messenger RNA, 237 nt
Organism: Debaryomyces hansenii CBS767
Lineage: Eukaryota; Fungi; Ascomycota; Pichiomycetes; Serinales; Debaryomycetaceae
Product: DEHA2C00374p
Exons: 1
Coding region: 1-237 (78 amino acids)
Source: RefSeq, a predicted model, not a curated record
AUGGCUUAUAUUGAUAAAAAGUUAAACACAAAAUAUAAAGGUAAGACCGAAGAUGAGAUUAAUGGAGCGGAUGCUGUCCUUGUUACCGCCAAGAAAAUUUACGAUAAGGAUACUAAUGAUCACUACAAUGAAAACAUUUUCAAUAAAGAUGACAACUGGAAAUGGUAUGGUACAACUUUACCAUUACAAUCACUGAGCCUACCAAAUUCGAAGAACAUGAAAAAUGGGUUUCUAUAA